Daldinia caldariorum is the source of this 2038-nucleotide messenger RNA. RefSeq lists its product as uncharacterized. The transcript has 3 exons. The coding region runs from base 176 to 1426 and encodes 416 amino acids. The record is from RefSeq and is a predicted model, not a curated record. NCBI's taxonomy places the organism in Eukaryota, Fungi, Ascomycota, Sordariomycetes, Xylariales, Hypoxylaceae.
UGGUAAUUGCGAUCAAUUUCUGUAGUGCCAAUCCUUGGUGCCUUGGAUUGAGUCGAUUUUAGGAAUCGUCUUUUUUUUUUGUGGUUCGAUUGGGUUAUCUGGGCAUCCGGAUCCCUUCACACUUCAAAGUCCACAUCCACAUCACGACCUUCACAACCUCCACAACCUUACAGCAAUGGCUACCAUAACUCGUCAACCCUUUGCGCCUCUCGAUGGAGCGCGCUUGCAGACGUUAACAAGUCUUAAGAACAGACAGAAUGCUCUCUCGAACGCGUCGUCCCCGAAGCGGAAAGCAUCAGAUAGCUUGGAUACAGACGAUUCCGAGAACGUAGACCCGGUGCUCCACUCUAAGAGAUCAAAGGGCUCGGAUAACGUCUUUGUCCCUAAGGAUUCCUUUGUAAAGCCGUCAUUCAUCCUCACAAAGUCGGCUAGUGCAAAUGAUGUCGCUGUUCUCAGCCCGCCCAAGGCAGCAGCCGCUCCGCGCGCACGGUCCCUACUCAACCCCAGGUCGCCUGCUUCAAAAUCCAACAUCAGCUCGGCCAGAUCCACACCCCUCUCGGCUCCCGCCGGACGAUCUCCAACCCGUGGCAAGAGAACCGGCAUCCUUUCUUCCCGUCAGCGUACCAAGGCAUUUUCCCGAGUAAACCCGCCCAACUUUGGUUCGUCAAGCGCAUCUCCCGCCCCGUUCUCUUUGGAUGCGGCCCUCAAAGGCACGAUCCCCAGCUACAACAGCCGCAGCGCCUCUUCAUCGGCGAAGUCCUCAUUGUCAUCUAGUUCGCUCGACCUCGGCAGUCUGCACGAGGGGGAAAUGAAGCAGUCGUGGUUCUUCGACAUCCACGAAGACACCCCAGAACAGGAAAUGACCAACCUACUACAGCACAGCACUUGCGUUCUAGAUAUUAGCUCGGACGAGGAGAGCGAGACCCGACGCCAGCGGGAACGCGCGGAGGGCAAGGAGAACGUACCCCCGGUAGACGACGUCUCUCAGACCUCGCGACCCCGGGCCUCGAGACCGGCUGCGGACGACGAGAUGAUGUUCGAGAAGGAGCGGAGUCCUCUCGGCGAGAUGAACGUUCGCGAGUACUACUCGGAAGGAUGUGACGAGAAUACCAUCGUCAUCAUACCAGGUGACGACGAAGAGGCCAACGAACCCCACCAACACCAACAGCAGCAAUCGGAGAACAAGCCAGAUUUCACUCCCCUAUCUAGCUCAAGCGAAUUACACGCCCCCCAACCUAGCGUCAAAGACGGCGCGCAGUCUGUAGACCAACUUAUGGGAAAGGCGGAUGAGCCCGCCCCUAGCGCUGCCGUGCUCGAGCCUGUGGAGGGCACAGGCGAAAGCUUCGAGGUAUGGGAAAGCGGAAGCGCGAAGGACGAAACGGAGACGGAGACGGAGAUGGCGACAGCAGAAGCGACAGAGUGCUAAUGACGAAUGGAUGAGGAAUACUACGGAUUACGGAUAUCCUACGGGGGGAUAAGCAACGGCGUCACGGGGCGUUUUUCUUUUUCUUAAAGUUAAUGGCGGGCAACGGCUAGGUUCUACGGUUGGGUUUUCCUAACGGCUGGGUUCUUAUGGCGAUGUGCGGAAUGGGACCGGAUGGUACUCUGCUUUUUCUUUUUUACUGUUGAUUCUGUACGAGUUCUUGUACAUACCUAAGGUAGAGAGGCUUAUUCUCUUCUGGGCCUACUUUUGCACUGGGGCACCCCAUCAAUACAAUGCUCUAUUCGCCUGCGUUCUCUAUGGUGUCUAUUAGGAGUUCGUGAAUAAAGGAGAGGAAUACUUCCAUAUCUGUGAGAAUUCAUAUAGCUACCUAGCUAAGAUCCGCUAUGUAUAAACGCUAGUUCGUUCAAUGAUAGGUGAUUACCUAGGUACCUCACCUUAGAUAAUUCAAGGGGUUGUUAUAAGGGUGAAAAGGGAUAAACAAUUGGAAUGUCUUGUCCGUGUUUGUAGUGUAGAAGUUUAACCGCGGCAGAGCUAUUGGCCGAAAAUCACUUACAUUCUAGGUACCUACACUCCUUACAUAGAGGUAGCUUUGCC